Messenger RNA from Rotaria sp. Silwood1, 2676 nucleotides. The record is from the annotation of a GenBank genome assembly. Lineage: Eukaryota; Metazoa; Rotifera; Eurotatoria; Philodinida; Philodinidae.
AUGCAAGCCUCAAAAUUAAUUAAUGAUGUUCAUCUUCAUCUUCAGUGGAUCGAUAUAAUAUCGAAAGUGAAAAUAAACAAUCUCUCCUUGGAUCAAUUUAUUCAGGCAUUUCAAAAUAAUAAAGAAGCAUUUAAAGAAUUUCCAUUCAAUACAUCAGUUCUUAUUAAUCUAGUUCAGCGAAUGCAUCCUCCAAAAAAUGCGAAAGAAUCACCAUUUAUAACCUUUGUACGAUGGAAUCACACACUGAAUCUUGAUCCGACAUUAUUUUUUGAACAAUUCCACUCAAUAUUCAGUCAUGGUGUUAAAAACCAAUGGUACGAAACGAAAGAUAUUGCUGAACUCUUUACACGGAUCAAAUCACAAGAUCAAUUAUUUGGUCAAUACUUUUAUAAUUAUUCCUCAAAUGUGAACACAGACGAUCUUUGGGAUAUGUUUCUACAUUUAUCUAAAAUUGAUGCUAUCGACAAAGUCGUUCAGAAACAUCUGAUUCCAACAAUAAUCGAGAGAACUGUAUCAGUUAAUGCUACAGCAUUUCAACGACAUGCAAAACUAGCUAAGAAUAGUUUAGGAGAAAUAAAACCUGAUUAUCAAUCACAUUUCAUUAAUUUGUUCGAGAAAAUAUUCGAUGCUUGCAUUCUCAAAUGGAUCACUAAUCGACAAUAUUUAUAUCAACUCACUCGUAAUGAAUACAUAGAUCUUUUACAAGCUGGUUUACAGCUAUCUUCCACAGAUCUAUUAGAAAGACGAUCAUGCUUAUUUCUUAUUCCUAUGAAUGCAAAUAAAUUCAUAGAAAUAGAUCAUCAUGAAAUUAACAAUGUUACCAACAAUGAUCAAAACAUUGAUCAUGAACUCAACAAUGCAAUCAACAAUGAUCAGAAUAUUGCUCGUGAAAUUCAUAAUUUUAUCGAAAAUGGUAAAGAAAUUGUUCAUGAAAUUCUUCGAUUACAAAGCAAAUGCUCAUUAUAUCGUGAAUUGCUGUCUGAUUCGAUCGUUCGUUGUUUUGUUCCAUUGGUGGAUGUGUAUAGAGCGUUCCAGGCAGUUGAUCGUCAACAAUAUGAAUUUCCAUUGACAAAGCCAAAUAUUGAUAAUAUUGUUGCUUUACCCAAACCGAAAAAUCUAGAUAUUGUGAAUACAAAAUCCAAACAAGAAUUUUUCGAUCAAUUUAUUAAACAGAUAAAUGAAUGGUUUAAUUGGUUUGAUCAAUUUAUAGAUAUUUUUCAACCUAUUAUUGACUGGCUAAAGGCCCAUAAUGUUACUGGUUCGAGUCAGUUAUUAAUUGAUCUUUUAAGAAUUCGUGAUGAUCCUAAAAUGACUUUGAUUGAAAUGAGAUCAAUUAUUGCUGGUACUUUAAAAAGUUUACAACCUUUCAAAGAUCUUGCACGUCUAUGUCAACUAUUCAAUUGUAUAAUCCCAUUUCAAAUUCUUGACCAAGGAUCAUUAGAUUAUCGCAAUAAUACGGUGAACUUUCUUACAGAAUUGAAACGUUUUCAACCGAACAAUAAACUAGUAAUAGAAGCUUACAAAACUCGUGAACACAGUAUUUCUAUAGAUGAUCGUCAGCAAGUUCAAUGGUCAUUGGUUAGUGGUAAUUAUCCAUGUAAUAUUACUGUUGAAUUUCGAUCCUAUGGAGCGGAUAAUCGUUAUAUCCAAUUAUUUCAAAAAGAAAAUGUUGCUAUUAAUAAAUAUGUACUUCAUGGUCAAUUCGAAACUCAGCGAGGUGGUCAAUUAAUAAUUAUCAUUGAUAAUCAAGCUAAUCCGUAUCCUAUAACUAUCUGGUAUCGCAUUAAGUCUGGCAGUUUAUCAACAUGUCAUUUAUUUCAUGGUAUAUUCGAUAUAUAUUUUAAUAAAUAUUAUGGACAAAGUUCUGAAAAUCUCGGCGAAGAAGAUCUUAGUCGAUUACUCGAUGAAGUAUUUGAUUUUAUAAAUAAACUUUUAAAUGGUGAUCUAAGUUUACGAGCUAUGACAGAAUUACGAGCUGUUUUUUAUGAUAAAAAUAUUAAUAUUCGAGACGAAGUCAAAAAACUAUUCAUAAGUAGUUCAAAUGAAAAGAAUUAUAAGUCAUUCAAUAUGUUAGCUAAUUUAGUACAAGGUCAAAAGAAUCAACCGAUCGAACGAGAAAUUGAACAAGUUUGCGAAUGGUUACAAGUUUAUCAAUACUAUAGUCAUACUAAUGUGAUUAUUCAAUGUAUUGAAAAGUUCGAUCUUUUACCGUCCGACAACCAAGAAGAAAAAAUUGUUCAUUUAAAACGCUUGAGCGGUAAUGAAAAUUGUUCAUUAAAAGAUAUAACUCAAGCUUACAGGAUUUUACAAGAAUGUUUUCGAGCUUUGACUCAUCAACAUUUACAACUGAUUAAAAUAGUAGUCGAAUGUUCGAAUGUUAUUGAAAUGAUGAAAAAAGCUGAUCUCUAUUCUGAGCAGGGUCGACUCCGUUUUCAAGAAUUACGAGACAAUUUAACGACACAAUUUCAGUUACAAGAACUAAAUAAUAUGAUACUAAAUUCAUGGAUUAUAACGUAUGCAUUAAUCGAACCAUUUGUGGAUAAAGCAAAAAGUUUAGAUGAUUUUGUUGAACGUGUCAGUCAAAUAAAAAAUUUAGAGGGAAGUUCAUUGAAUCAUAUCAAAGGUACGUUGCUGUUACAAGUAGUGCUCUCAAUAGAUACUGCAGUCGAUAGAUAA